AUGGCGUCAGCAAUGGCCAAGCGCCUCCAAGGCAAGACUGUGCUCAUCACCGGCGCCUCAUCUGGCAUCGGGCGAUCCACUGCCUUCGAGUUUGCCCGCACAAGCCCGAAUGAUUUGAAGCUGGUGUUGACGGCGCGCCGCAUCGACACUCUCAAGCAGAUUGCGGCGGAUAUCACCAAGGAAGUCGGCCCUGGCGUCAAGGUACUGCCUAUUCAGCUGGACGUUAGCAAUCCUGCUGAGGUGCGCGCUUUCCCGGAUUCAUUGCCGGCUGAGUUCAAGGAAAUCGAUGUGCUGGUCAACAAUGCCGGCCUGGUCAAAGGCGUAGCCAAGGCACCUGAGAUUGCCGAAGACGACAUGAACGUCAUGUUCGCCACCAACGUGACAGGACUGAUCAACAUGACACAAGCAAUCCUCCCUGGAAUGUUGAAGCGUGGCAACGGCGAUGGUGCCGGCGACAUCAUCAACAUCGGGUCCAUCGCAGGUCGUGAGCCCUACGUCGGUGGGAGCAUAUACUGCGCCACCAAGGCGGCCGUCCGGUCUUUCACCGACAGCCUGCGAAAGGAGCUGAUUGCGAAGAGAAUCCGAGUCAUCUGCGUCGACCCUGGCCAAGUUGAGACUGAGUUCUCCGUGGUUCGAUUUGGUGGUGAUAAGGCCAAGGCUGAUGCUGUCUAUGCGGGCUGUGAGCCAUUGACGCCUGAUGAUAUUGCUGAGGCGGUCGUAUUCACUGCUGGCAGGAGGGAGAACGUCGUCAUUGCUGAUACUCUCAUUUUCCCCAACCACCAAGCCGCUGCCACCAUCAUGCACAAGAAGUCCGCAUAG
Messenger RNA from Ilyonectria robusta, 819 nucleotides. Its product is annotated as NADP-dependent L-serine/L-allo-threonine dehydrogenase ydfG. Gene Ontology annotation, molecular function: oxidoreductase activity. The transcript is spliced from 3 exons. The record is from RefSeq and is a predicted model, not a curated record. Bases 1 to 819 code for a protein of 272 amino acids. Lineage: Eukaryota; Fungi; Ascomycota; Sordariomycetes; Hypocreales; Nectriaceae. Gene Ontology annotation, cellular component: cytosol.